This is a messenger RNA of Seriola aureovittata, 2802 nucleotides long. Its product is annotated as serine protease 27-like. The record is from RefSeq and is a predicted model, not a curated record. Lineage: Eukaryota; Metazoa; Chordata; Actinopteri; Carangiformes; Carangidae. The coding region runs from base 85 to 1005 and encodes 306 amino acids. The transcript has 6 exons. Gene Ontology annotation, biological process: proteolysis. Gene Ontology annotation, molecular function: serine-type endopeptidase activity.
CAGCUUUAGUGCAGGUCACACCUUCCUGUUCCAGACUCUGCUCGAGCGCUCUGUGUGUCCACACUCAGUUUGAAGACCGGCGCCAUGGAGCUGAAGCUGCUUUGUGCUGCCGUGCUGUCGGCCUUCAUGGUUACAGGAAACAACGCACAGUCGGAUGUUUGUGGCACCGCCCCCCUCAACACAAAGAUCGUAGGGGGUGAGGAUGCUCCUGCAGGGGCGUGGCCAUGGCAGGCCAGUCUGCUCAGAAACAACUUUCACUUCUGCGGAGGCUCCCUCAUCAACAACCAGUGGGUCCUGACGGCUGCUCACUGUUUCCGCAGCACCAGCACCGCUGGUUUGUUGGUUUACCUCGGACGUGAAACCCAAGAAGGCACAAAUGUUAAUGAGGUGUCCCGGACUGUGUCCGAGAUCAUCAGGAAUCCAAACUAUGACAGCAGCACGAGUGAUAACGACAUCGCCUUGUUGAGACUGUCCUCACCAGUUGACUUCACCAACUACAUCAGACCCGUGUGUCUGGCGGCGGGCGACAGCGACUUCAGGGCCGGGACGACCUGCUGGGUCACCGGCUGGGGAACCAUUCAGAGCGACGUUCCUCUUCCUUCACCUCAGAGGCUGCAGGAGGUCGAUGUUCCCGUCGUGUCCAACAAUCAGUGCAGCGAAUCCUACGCAAGCAGCAACAUCGGAAUCACAAGCAACAUGAUCUGCGCCGGUCUACCUGAGGGAGGGAAGGACUCCUGCCAGGGCGACUCAGGCGGCCCCAUGGUGAGUAAAGACGGAUCCAGGUGGGUCCAGGCCGGAGUGGUGAGUUUUGGAAUCGGCUGUGCUGAACCCAGUUUCCCAGGAGUCUACGCCCGAGUGUCAGAGUAUCAGACCUGGAUCAACAGCCAGAUCUCCACAAACCAGCCGGGCUUCGUCACCUUCAACAGCUCCUCCUCUUCCUCCAGCGUCGGUCCAGCCGCCGCAGUCGUCCUCCCCGUUCUCCUCUCUCUGUUUGUCCUCUCAUAGGAGGUUUCAUGAUGCCAGAGUUUGUCAGGUCGGAUUAAUGUAGAGUGGAAUAACUGUAAAAACAUCCAGCUGAAUGAAGUUCACGUCUCAUAUACUUUGCGAUUCUUUCGUCUUAAAACAAACAAAAAAAAGUGCAUCAAGAACCUAAAUCUAAAUGAACUGAUUAAUCAGUCUGUGAAGAGUUUUGUUUUUUAUCAUCAUAUAAAACAAAUUAAAAAAGCAAAUCCUCCUUUCUUUAAAAGCUAGAAUUAGUAGAAUUAGAGAAUCAGUCCAGAAAAGUGUUUGUAGAGCUUCAUGUUUUAUUUGUCAUCAUGACUGACAUGUUUCAUCACAGCAGCACAAUCAGCUGCUCGUUACAAGGUUAACGAGGCGCUGGCCUGAAUAAACACAGGUGUGCAGCAGACAUGUGCGCUGUCAAACAACAGGAAGUGGAAAAGAUUGACAGGUUCAACAUUCUGGUCGUUCCAGGUCUUAACGAGACCUGUCUCAUAACAAUGUCUGGCUCUUGAUCUAUGAUGCAGUGAUUGUACUUGUUGUCCCUGAACUCGCACUGUGCUGAUAUUUGUAUUCUGCUGCACACCUGUGUUUAGUCAGGCCACUGCCUUGUUUGUGUUGGAUGUGCGCAGUUUAUUGUCGAACCCUUUAAUGCUCUGAUGACGAGCUGUGACUGAAAACGCGUCAGUCAUGAUGAAAGAAUUAAAUGUGAAGCUCUACAGGCACGUUUAGUUUGACGCCACCUUUUCCACUUCUGAACUGAUUUGUUUUGUUCACACUCAGCACUUGUUUCCAUUUAAAGGAAAAUAAUUGAAUGUUUUCACAUAUUUUUGUUUGUAAAAUGAAUCAAAAGAUCAUUAAAUUUACCAGUUAAUAACUGUAUUUCCUUUAAACUAUGAAUUCAAGAAUUUUAAAGAACUAAUUUAACAAAUUUAUUAAUAUUCAAUUAAACUGUUCAUUUGUUUUCUCCUUUAACAUUUAACGUUUCCAUUUUAUGAUCAUUUAAAUUUAAUUACGUGAAAGAUGUGUCACCUUCGAAUUAAUGUUAAUUUAUAAAACAAAUUAAUUAUAAUCUGGAACAUGUUCAACUGACACAAAUUAAAAAGGAAAAACCUCUUAAAUUAAUGUUUAAUUUUACAAAAAUAAUAACUAUUAAUUCACAAUUUAAAGACAGAACAAGAAAAUAAAUUUGAACAUUUAAUUGCUAUUUUGUAUCUAUUGUACCUAUUUAAGAUGUAAUGACUGAUCAUAAUUAAACACUAAAAUGAAUAAUUACUCCAUGCACAGACUCUUAUCACAGCCAUUUAACUGAACAGGUUUUAGCCUGAAGUUGAUCCAAUAUAGAAACUAUAUUAAGUCUUUGUUUAGAUGUUGACGCUCUGCUGUUUUACCUGAAUUUCUUUUUGUGUUUUUGAGCACAAAUAUGAAACAUUUGCACUGAUGGUGGAUUUUAUAAACUUGAACCUGUGAUGUGACGGUGAAGAAACAUCUGUCAACUCUAAUACCUCUUUAUUUUCUUAUUGAUCCGUUACUGUAACUUUUUUGCCUUCUGAUUACUUUUGCACUGAGAAACUGCAACUGUGAUUUACUGUCUAUGCAUAGCUUACAUGAAGUACGUCAAAAUUAUAUUCACAGUUGGAUUAUAUUGGAUUGCACUGUACAGGUGUUCCUACUUGUUUGGUAUCUGUGUGUAAAGGUGUUUUUAAAGUGAAUGUUUUUGAAUGCAUUUUAAGAACAAUAUUAAAUGAUUUGUAUCUUGGGCCUUUUGACUGUAUAAUGUUAAAUAAAUUCUUUUUUUCUUAA